AUGGACUCUACAGUUGCAUGUCACUUGCAUAACCCGACCUUCUAUGUCAAGGACCCUGACUCGCAGGAAACGGAUAAUGACUCAAAUCCUUCGAUACGACAACUGCACCAAGCAGGUUUUUCCUCGAAGAAUUGUCUCCUUUUUGACGAUAUCUGUCGACGAGACCGGACCGAAGAUGUCGAAGCGUUUUACAAUGAGAACCUGAUCCGUACACACCGAGAGUUCACGUUUUCAGUGCGAAAAGCUAUGAGCGCAAAAGUGGAGCUAUGGGGCGAGUACAAAGGAGUGGAGCUUUUCCUAGAGAUAGAGAAAAGCGCCGCCGUAAGAUUGGUUCUGUUCGUUUACCAUCCGCAAUUCUUUUUUUAUCAUGGACAGACCUCAGAAAGUGCUCUCCGAUUCAGAAAAAAAUUUGGUAGAAGACAGGAUCUGCAUCUGUCUGUUGCAGGCAAGUUAGGUGGGAUCCAGAUAACGCCAAAUUUCUACGAAAGCAGGCAUAUACCUCAUCACUACGGGCAAUUCGACAAUGCCAGUAAUCAUCUGGUCAAGCGGCUGGAGAAAGAAGCAGACUAUCAGCUUCGCGUGGCAUUUCCGGAGCAACACAAGAAGAUUGAGGCAGGCAUUAAGUCCCUCGUCGAGAAAGUCAAGAUCGAUAGGCCAAUAACCGCUGUGCCAGCUUCCGGAUUGACUACGUAUCAAUUGCUUUCGGGGGACAAUCAAGAGUAUCUGCGGCGGGAGAGGAUGUUCAAACAUAUGACAGCGAGCCUCAUCAGUGCGAUUCAGCAGAGCUUCGAUGGAAUCCUUUCUUUACGAACUACCGCCGACGAAAAGUGCUUGCCAUCACUAUUGUCUGACUGGAUUGAGGUCGAUGAGAUCGAUCAGAUACCCCGAAAUCUGCUUUUGUGGAUUCAGAGUCAAGAUGGUUUAAAAAUUGACCGAAAUCCCAUCUCCUCGACAGAUGACUUACUUCUCGCAUAUCAGCUGUUGUCGCCACUCAAGCAAGAAUCUAGACAGCUGAGUCUGAUCGAGAUGUCCAUCAAGGUGGCGACAUGGUACCUCUCGAAGGCAAAGAAACACAGAUGGAACAGCGUUCAAAGUCUCAUCUUCCCAGCUGUCUCACCAUAUAAUAUUAUGCGCCGAAAGUGUUUCAGGUGUGGGGAGCGAGUCCUAGACGACCCUUUGGCUUGUUUCGCCGUUGCAGAUGCCACAAAAUAUGUUACUUGGUAUCGCAGUGGGGGCUGCGGCCGUCCAGAAUGUCAAGUCCUUGGAAAUGCCGAACUCGUCCCGGCGAGUGCUUUCCAGGAAUAUCGGAUGGCAAGACAAGAAACGUUGCAGUGUCUGAGAUCGGCUGAUUGGAAAGACUAUCUGUUGAUUAGUCCGCUGGAGACAUUAGGCUAUCUUCCACAAACUGUCGAAACUUGCUGCUCUAAAUGUCAGGAGAGGUGGCUCGACAUGCGGCCGCGUUGGACGACUGAGAAGUCCAGCCGAUAUGUGAAACGAGUGCGAAAAUGCACAAAGUGCAGCGAACAGUCUUCUUUUGCCCCGAAGGAUCCCACUGUCACAAGCAUGGCACAGAGUUACUGCUCGAAGAGCGGCAAUGUUUAUGAUAAAACAAGCUUACGGGCCGCCUUUGAGGGUGCACACGGCGUCUUCGCCAUGACCAGUGAACGGCACCCUGGUAAACGUAUUACCGAGGAGGAAGAGAUGAAACACGAGAUCGAUGCAGGGCGUAACAUCAUUUUCGCUGCAAAGGAGUGCGGUAUCAAGCAUUUCGUGUUUAGCAGCUUACCUGAUACUAUCAAAGCCAGCAACGGCCAGUUUAAACGGAUCUAUCACAUGAACAACAAGCAUUCUAUCGAGCAAUUAGCAAGAAAGGAGCUUGAUGGCUUUACCGCCUUGAUUCCUGGUGUUGAAAAUACAAAAGGGAAAACUUAUCUCGCUUUGGGUCCUGGGAUCUCUCCCGAAGGCAUGGCCGAAGUUUUCACGCGCGUGACUGGAAUUCCGGCUGUUCAUUCUCCGAUCUCGUUUGAGGAGUUUGGUAAUUUGAGCUCUGCGCUCGUUGGCCCGGCAUUCAAGGAAGAUGCCAUUGAAAUGAUGCAAUGGGCUGCUAUAGCUCCAGAUGACAAGAUCUGCUAUGGCGCCCUUGAGCCUGAGGCUGAAAAGUCUAGCGAGGAGCUAGCUCUUACUGCUAGCUCUUUUGAAGACUGGCUGAGGCGUAGUCGAUGGACUGGUCCUUAG
Talaromyces amestolkiae is the source of this 2235-nucleotide messenger RNA. RefSeq lists its product as uncharacterized. The record is from RefSeq and is a predicted model, not a curated record. NCBI's taxonomy places the organism in Eukaryota, Fungi, Ascomycota, Eurotiomycetes, Eurotiales, Trichocomaceae. The coding region runs from base 1 to 2235 and encodes 744 amino acids. The transcript has 5 exons.